UGAAUUUUUGAAACAGCUAAUAUACACACUAAAAGUUCCCCAGGUUGAAGGGGGUUCAAAUAUUUUUAUGAAAAUCCGUUGGUCUCAGAAGUUACUAUAUAUAAGAUUGAAUCUCAAUGAGCUAGUUACAAAUGUUCCUAUCUACAGCACUGCUAGUGAUGUUACCGGAGGAGGAUUGAGUUUCACAUUCAGGUGCUGGGCUACUAAAAAGAUAGCAGGAUCCACAAAGAAUGGGCGAGACUCGAAACCAAAGAAUCUUGGGGUGAAGAAGUUUGGUGGAGAGAGCGUGAUUCUUGGGAAUAUCAUUGUUCGCCAAAGAGGAACCCGCUUCCAUCUAGGAAACUAUGUCGGAAUGGGGAAGGAUCACACCCUCUAUGCUAUGAAGGAAGGUUGUGUCAAGUUUGAACGACAUAAGUUGAGUGGACGAAAGUGGGUGCAUGUUGAGCCCAAGGAAGGCCAUCUGCUCCACCCUGCCUACUCUUGUGAUCGAGCACCGGAUCAGAGUUAG
Messenger RNA from Camellia sinensis, 508 nucleotides. Lineage: Eukaryota; Viridiplantae; Streptophyta; Magnoliopsida; Ericales; Theaceae. The record is from RefSeq and is a predicted model, not a curated record.